UCCAGCCCUCCAGGAUCCCUGCGCCCCGCUCGCCUCCCCUCUGACGCACUUUAAAGAGUCUCCCCCUUCCACCUCGAGGCGAGUAAUAGCGACCAAUCAUCAAGCCAUUUACCAGGCUUCAGAGGAAGCUGUUGAUGUGAUCCCCGCGCUAAUUAGGCGCAUGCACUAGCCGCCCGCCCGCCCGCCGGCGCGGGGACCGCGCACCUCCAUGGACCGUCUCUGGACGUAGCGGCACGACGGAAACUUCUCCCGGCAACUCGGGGCGGGCCCCGCCGCUCCGGCCGCUGCUCCCAGCCCCUUGAUGAGUGCGCCGCUGCCUCCGCCAGGCACUCCCUCCUGCAAACUUCCCCGGCUCCGGCAGCGCACCGGGGGCCGCGGCCGUCGGACAGCAUGUUCCAGCCCACGCCCAAGCGCUGCUUCACCAUCGAGUCGCUGGUGGCCAAAGACAGCCCCCUGCCCGCGUCCCGCUCCGAGGAUCCCAUCCGGCCCGCGGCGCUCAGCUAUGCCAACUCCAGCCCCAUGAACCCGUUCCUCAACGGCUUCCACUCGGCCGGCCGGGGCGUCUACUCCAACCCGGACUUGGUGUUUGCGGAGGCCGUGUCCCACCCGCCCAACCCCGCCGUGCCCGUGCACCCCGUGCCCCCGCCCCACGCCCUGGCCGCGCACCCGCUGCCGUCCUCCCACUCCCCGCACCCGCUCUUCGCCUCGCAGCAACGGGACCCCUCCACCUUCUACCCCUGGCUCAUCCACAGGUACCGGUAUCUGGGCCACAGGUUCCAAGGGAACGAGACGAGCCCGGAGAGCUUCCUCUUGCACAACGCCCUGGCCAGGAAGCCCAAGCGCAUUCGCACCGCCUUCUCCCCGUCCCAGCUCCUGCGGCUGGAACAUGCCUUCGAGAAGAACCAUUAUGUCGUGGGAGCGGAGAGGAAGCAGCUGGCGCAUAGCCUCAGCCUCACGGAAACUCAGGUAAAAGUAUGGUUUCAGAACAGAAGGACAAAGUUCAAGCGACAAAAGUUGGAAGAGGAAGGUUCAGACUCACAACAGAAGAAAAAAGGGACUCAUCACAUUAACCGGUGGAGAAUUGCCACCAAACAAGCCAGCCCAGAAGAAAUAGACGUCACUUCAGACGACUAAGAACUGGCACUGGGACUUUUCCGACGAGCAAACAAAACAAAAAUCAAAGUGUUGCAGGAUCACACACCCGGAGAGCGGCGGUGCAGGGGAGAGGCAGAGGCUUCAUCAAAAUGCAGUUCUCGUCUAGGAGGCAGCUGAGAGAGAGAGACACGGAGCGAGAGGUCCAAAAUGUGGCAUUGCUGGCACAGCUCUGGCAAAGGGGGAUCUGUCAAUCAAAACCUAUCCACCGAGACACGAUGAUUGACAGGUAUUCCGUUUCUCGCAGUCCACUUUUAAAAUCCAAUAACGACAAAAAAAAUUAAAAGAAAAAAAACCCCAAUAUAUAUAGAUAUAUAUACACAACCCUCCCCCCCUCCCCCCACCUAACAGGACAUUUUUUGCACUUCACAGUUUUUUUCCCCAGCCUUUACAAAGCAAAUGCCGUGCACAAUCCAAAUCCACACCUGUUUCAGAAACUUGAAUUGCAUGUGUUUUUAAAAAAAAAGGAAGAAAGAAAGAAAGAAAAAGCCGUUUGGGGUUUUUUUUAAAACGGUUCCUAAAGACAGAAAUGAAUUGUAAUUUUUUUUUCCUUUUAAGACAGGUUCUGUGUGCUUUUUAAUUUUAUUUUACGAGAAAUGUGCAGUCUGUAAACAUUUUAUGAUAACUUCUGGCGUCAAAGUGAUUGUGAAAGCUAAAUGAAGUAGCAGUAACUAAACAUAGUGUUCCUUCCAAACGGACAACGCGGGGAUGUGGGUGGGAGGGAGCGGAGGGGUGGUUAUGACUUUUUGCUGCAAAAACAAAAAACAAAAAAAAUUCCCCAAUUUAAAAAAAAUAUAUAUAUCCCCAUGGUGAAACAUAAUUAAUAUUUUUUAAAUCCGAUGGCCACUGUUCGGUGGUGCCGGCUCUUAAUUGGCAGAUCUUCCAAACUAGCAGUAUGCAGGAAAAAGGACUCGAUAUCAAGGAUUGAUCAAAAAUGGCCAUUUUCAUUGGGGGCAAGUUUCAAGCACUGAGCUUAUAAUAUUCCAAGAUUAUAGAGCUACUAAAAACAAGUGACAAAUGUUUCCUUAAUGUCUUCUAUACCAGAAUGUAAAUAUUUUUGUGUUUUGUGUUUAAUUUGUUAGAAUUCUAACACACUAUAUACUUCCAAGAAGUAUGUCAUUGUCAAUAUUUUGUCAAUAAAGAUUUAUCAAUAUGCCCUAAA
Messenger RNA from Alligator mississippiensis (American alligator), 2314 nucleotides. RefSeq names its product empty spiracles homeobox 2 (gene EMX2). The record is from RefSeq and is a predicted model, not a curated record. The transcript is spliced from 3 exons. NCBI's taxonomy places the organism in Eukaryota, Metazoa, Chordata, Crocodylia, Alligatoridae. Bases 391 to 1134 code for a protein of 247 amino acids. Gene Ontology annotation, biological process: central nervous system development; regulation of DNA-templated transcription; brain development. Gene Ontology annotation, molecular function: DNA-binding transcription factor activity, RNA polymerase II-specific; DNA binding.